Molecule: messenger RNA, 2763 nt
Organism: Pochonia chlamydosporia 170
Lineage: Eukaryota; Fungi; Ascomycota; Sordariomycetes; Hypocreales; Clavicipitaceae
Product: nitrogen regulatory protein areA
Exons: 3
Coding region: 1-2763 (920 amino acids)
Biological process (GO): positive regulation of transcription by RNA polymerase II; negative regulation of transcription by RNA polymerase II
Molecular function (GO): DNA-binding transcription factor activity, RNA polymerase II-specific; RNA polymerase II cis-regulatory region sequence-specific DNA binding; zinc ion binding
Source: RefSeq, a predicted model, not a curated record
AUGGAUUCAACCAUAACAGAACACGACUUUCGAUUUUCUCAACGGCCCGAUCAUCCAGGCCAUGAUGAUGGAGGUGGCGGCCACCAGAGCCUCACCGCCGUCAGCUCUGAAUUGUCUCAGGCCUUUGUCAUCGCCAGCAAUGACUUACUCGGCAACGCUUUGUUUCCAUCUCUCGAUAACGCAGCAGUCGAUGCCACCCUAUCGAUUGACCAGUUGCAGUAUGAUGACCCGCUGGCCGCCGCCCAGGUCUGGAAUUUCUUCACGAAAGCAAGGCCGCAGCUGCAGAACCGACAGCGCCUCGAGAAUCUCACCUGGCGCAUGAUGGCUCUGAGCAUGCGCAAGAAGAAACAGGGGGGUGAAGCUCGCCAGCUUAAGGACUACCAGAGCAGUGGCAUUGCCCGAUUACGAAAGACUUCAGAAACAAAAAUCAAUGCCGGCAACAAUGCACACGCCAUGAAUCUCGGCCAUGACAUCUUUUCUGAAAAUAUCGCUAGCGCAUCUAGUCUCAUGUCCCCGCUACCGGCUUCCAAGCUCGACGACGUAUGUCCUGCAGGUGAUCAAUCGGCUUCUGGAAUCCCCAUCAAGCCUCGCAAGGACUCUGCUGCCAAUCACUUCGUAUCUCAGUCGGACCCGCUUCACCAGCGAUCAGGUAAUGAGGAGUUCAACCACGUCCAGCGUCAUAAUCACAAAACAAGAAUUGAUGAAGGUCGUAACCGGAAACGCCCCGUCAACUUGUCACCGCAGGUACUGGCAGUCAACGGCAGCACAUCAAGCGGAUUCUCCAAUCUUGAAGUUGAUUCUGAGCUUCAGGGAUAUUCUCUUGACACCACCAGCUCGGUUACGAUGCAGCAAUUGUCUCAAGGCGGUGAUUACCCUGUUCGCUUUGCUCUUGACACUUUCACGGACGUGAACCCGGCGGCACAGUUUCGGCAGAAGUUUUCAUUUUUUCUCUCCAAUUCUCCAAUGAUACCCCAUGGUCUUCUCUCCAACAUGUAUAAUACUGGCUCCUUGGUUCCAAAUUCGUCUCUCAACAAUGCCGACCUGAACUCGCCGCCGGGAUCUGCCUACCAGCCAACUGUUUCCACUCCCAUGGCUAUUGGUGAUGGCGAUGGCUUGUAUUCUGACUCUCAAGAUAAUCGCAAGCAGCGGCCUCAAAGUAUGCGUCAGCAAACUACUCAGAACAUGAGCAACAACCUGGGCCAUAAUGAACAGUUUAUGUAUACCGGUUCCAAUACCGGUAGCCAGAUGUAUUCGGCCAUAGGUACAGAGUCUGGAUCCAAAUCCACAUUUAGCACUGCUCUAAGCUCACUUAGCCACGUCAACCCGAGUCAGGUAUUCCAGACUGAUAGUCAAAUUGCGUCGCCCGCUGUCUUCAGGCGGCCGGACGACAUGUUCUCAUUUGGAGGAGAUUCCGAUGACGAGGACGGCGGCAAUAACAUGCAAGCGGGGAACCUGCAAAUGCAUAGUGACUUCUUGUCGUUCGUGGAUGAUGAAGCGCCAACGGGCUGGAACGCCUCGCUUCCUGGACAGUUCAGUCCCCAGACUACUCGGUUCCCUGGCGGUCCUCGCAAGCAGGUGAUGAUUGGCCGCACAACCACCGACUAUGUGGACAAUAGUGGUGACUGGGAGAGCCCCGGACUGGGGCGGUCUCUGUCGUUCAAGGCUAGUAACGACAAGAGACAGCAGAAGCUUCCUCGGACGGCAUCAACCACAUCGCAUAUGGCCGCCAAGCACGAUGGCUUUGAACAAAUUGCCCAGAGCUUGCCUACUCCUCGCACCGACGUGCCUGGUAUCACGUCAGAAUUUUCGUCUGUUGCUCCAAAUCGCCCGUUGUCUCCCCCGUCCUCCAAAUGUGGUUCAUCAACCAACUUGCAGGCAGCUGGCGGCAAUCAGAACGAUGGUAGCGCGCCAGAAUGUACAAACUGCUUUACCCAGGCUACGCCGCUGUGGAGACGAAAUCCGGAUGGCCAGCCUCUGUGCAAUGCUUGCGGGCUGUUCCUUAAGCUGCAUGGUGUUGUCCGACCUUUGAGUUUGAAGACUGACGUUAUCAGGAAGAGGAACAGAGGUUCGAUGCCUGAUGGAUCUGGUGGCAGGGCGAGAUCGAGAAAGAACCACACUGGCUCUGCCGCGUCUCCCAAGAGCUCAACUUUAUCAAUUGCCACUGUGGCUGCAGGUAGCAAAAACGCCAACUCUAACAUGAACAGUGCCAAUAGCAGGACUUCCCUUCCAGCUACCCGAACUAUGCUGCCGAAGUACUGCGAGAGUCGCGUGGCCACGAGCACGAGCGCCGGUCCUAACACGACUGGUAGCACCCCGAACAGCCAUUAUGGUAACAAGGGUGCCGAUGCUGCAGCUGCCGGCGACAACGGUGUUGUUCCCAUCGCUGUUGCUCCACCUAUGGCAACUCCUGGCCCAGGUGCCUCGUCUGCUUCACGAUCCGGACUGCCCUCGGCUUCCUCCAAACAACAACACAAGCAAAGCAGGAGGGUCGUCGCUGAUGACGUUUCGGACAUCGAUAUUGGCAGCCACAACGAAGCGACUGGACCUAGCGACAUGUUGCGAUCCAUCGGCUACUCGCCUCACAAGCCAUCUGUUUCCAGCACUACGCUAUCGAGCAGCUUAAUCGUGGCUCCUCAACGACAUCUGGCGGCCCAUGGAGGCAUGAUUCAAAUGAACCACCAUCUACCAGAGGCCCCUCAACACAACGUGGGAGGGCCUACAAUCGGUUCUCAGGAAUGGGAAUGGCUAAUAAUGAGUCUUUAA